UGUUGAUUCUGCAUAGUCACUGAAUUCAAGGAUGUUGACAGGGAUAAACAGACCACAUCUUAUUGGCGUCAGCAAAGUCUUAGUUAUUUGUGGUCUGCUUCAUUUGGAAACUGUGCUCAGCUCAGCCCUGUUCGCAGGGUUAUAUGUUUACUGAAGGUAUAGGCUGUGUGGAUAUCGAUGAGUGUAAAUCAGCACCGUGUCAUCCGACUGCAACAUGUCGCAACUUCGUUGGGAACUUUGAGUGUAAAUGUGAUAAAGGGUUUACCACCGUUGCUGGGACAUUUGGCAUUUUAACAACUUGUGAAGAUAUCGAUGAGUGUAGAUCAUCACCGUGCGAACCAUCUGCAAUAUGUCGCAACUUGAAUGGGAGCUAUGAGUGUUACUGUGGUAGAGGGUUUACCCCCAUUCCUGGGAGCUCCGGCAUUACGACAACUUGUAAAGAUAUCGAUGAGUGUAAGUCGUCACCGUGUGAUCCAUUCGCGUUAUGCCGCAACUUGAAUGGGAGCUAUGAGUGUUACUGUGGUAAAGGGUUUACCCCCAAUCCUGGGAGCUCCGGCAAUGCAACAACUUGUAAAGAUGUGGACGAGUGUGAGGAUGAAGAUGUGUGUGGCAAGAAUGCAACCUGUGUUAACUCCCUUGGGAGUUAUCACUGUAUCUGUCGGACAGGAUUUGAUCCAGUUCCAGAACAGACAGGAAAGACCUGCACAGUGCAACCUCUCAACUGUCCCAACCCAGAAAAGCCAAACAAUUCUACACUCACACAGUGUGGUGGGAAGCAUUCACAAACUCUCAAACAGCCAAAUUCUGAGGACAAUGGGUCUUGUUCCGCAAUAGAAGCAGCUCACCGAUUACUUGAUAAAGUCUGUCAGAAUUUCAGCUCCACAGACGAUAUCCAGGCUGUCACAAACUUGACAAAUGGUCUCCUCAAUAGGAAUUCACGGCUGCAGAACAUGACGACCAGUCAGCGGUUAAAUGUCGUAGCAACCAUCUUGGAUCUUUUGGAGAAUACAGCAAUGGCUAUCGCUUUGACUUUGCCCAGAGGAGGAACAAAGUCAAUCUCAGCAGACUCUUUUGCUGCAAAGAUCCAGGUGUUUGGUAAUCAAAGUAUGCCAGACAAGUUGGUACAAAUCGAGAUCUGGAAUAACACCAUGGAGAUAAACUGGAGAACGAUCAUAGGAGCAAAGAACUCUGACUUUGCUGCAGUCUCCUUCUUUGUAUUCAGCGACAUGGAAUCCCUUUUGAACAGCGAGAUCCGUAAAGAUGGGGUCAAGCAAUUAGAGGCAACUGAAGGAACAAGUUGGUUAAACUCCAAAGUGGUAACAGCCAGAAUCAGUAACAAAGCAGCCAGUCAUGAACUGACAGAAAUGGUCAAUUUUACACUGAAACUCAACCAGGAUACCAAAGAUCACGAGAAGGCUGAAUGCGUUUAUUUGAAGAUAACAGACGGGGGAAGUUUCUGGUCCCCUGAGGGCUGCUUCCUGAUUGAUUCCAUUGGAAGCUCCGUAAUGUGCCAAUGUGACCAUCUGACGAGCUUUGCUAUUUUAAUGUCUCCGAUUGAGAUUGAGGAAGGCUGGUCCUUGCUGCUGAUCAGCACAGUCGGGCUCACAAUAUCCUUGCUGUGCCUCGCCGCCUCCAUCGUUGUGUUCACAAAGUGCCGCUCCAUCCAAAAGGCCAACAUCAUCGUGUACAAGCACCUGAGCAUCAACCUCUUCCUGGCACAGCUCAUCUUCCUGACAGGAAUCCAUGUGACAAACAAGGUGGUUUGUGCCCUGGUUGCAGGUUGCCUACAUUACUUCUUUCUAACUGUCUUUGCCUGGAUGUUCCUGGAUGCUUUGCAGAUCUUCAUUGUGUGCAGACACCUCACAGUCACAAAGUUCACUCACACAUACGUCAUCAGACGGAGAUACCUGUAUCCUUCUGGCUACGCUGUCUCUGCGCUGAUUGUCAUUAUAUCGGCAGCAAUCUAUCCCUACGGCUACGGAUCAGAAAAACACUGCUGGCUGAGCUUGGAGAGGGGCUUUCGAUGGAGUUUCCAAGGGCCAGUCUGUUUUGCAAUUGUGGUGAAUAUGGUGUUGUACGUCUGGACACUCUGCUUACUGAGACAUCAUUUGUCUUCACGUGACGUGAAUGUGUCAAAGAUUAAAGACACCACGACCCUGACCCUUAAGGCAGCUGCACGGUUGUUUGUCCUGGGAAUCACUUGGAUCUUUGGAAUAUUUCAUUUCAAUGAGAGCACCAACUUUCUCUCCUACCUAUUCACUAUCAUCAACACUCUCCAGGGCCUCUUUAUUUUCAUGGUCUACUGUGUUUCCAAUCGCCAGGUGAGGGAUGAGGUUCAGAAAUGGUUCGCCAAGUCAAGCACGUACUCAACCAGCAACACCUCGAAUGUUCAGAUGAGUUCUCUUGAGACUAAGACAACGUAACCCUCCUGAAGACUCGAGAGAAGACAGUGACAAGAUUGUCCGUGGUUUGUGUGUCUGUGUCUCUCUGUCUGUGAGUACAGCUUGCGCUAUGUCUAGAAAAUUGGAUUUGUGUUUUAUUGGCUUUUCCAGCUUUGCCAGACAGGUUGUUUUUUUCAUCACGCAAAUUGUUGCUUUUUCUUCAUUCUCUUAUGGGUUGUGCGCUUCACUGGUAAGGUCACACAUGGGCACAGUCAUACAGACAAGUGUAUACAUGCCUGAUAUUGACACAGAGGUAUACACCAUGUCAUACAUAUUGCAAAUCACAUGCAGAGCCUAGCAGAAACAUAGAUUUAACAAAUACACACAAAACACCCAUAUAUACACAUUGAAGGCAUUGAGAAUCAUGCUCAUGUUCCCACCCUACCCUGGGUGUUUCGGCGCUAGUGGCAACCCCUUUGGUCUUCUGACUUGCUUGCUUUAGCUCCAGUGUCUCUUUACAUGCUGAAUGACAAUAUGGUGUAUUAGAGAUACUAGCCUCACACCCUGCAUUUUGGAUUUGUUAUAUGCCAAACAUAUUUUUAGAAAAUUCAUGGCUGAAGUGGAAGUAUUGAUUGACAGGAAUUAAAAUUACAGUACAAUUAUGUUUGGACAGAACAUGUUCUUGAAAUUUUAUGGUCUGUUUUGUAGUUAAUUACAAUUCUUAACCAGUUGCACCUUAAUAGAACAAAGUUUUUUUAGCUGUUAUUACUCCGAGAGGGACAUUAAGUAAUAUUUAUGGCCAAAUGUGAUUUCAUUUUAUACUACAUGUAGAGGCCUGACUACAAUGGAGAUAGAACAUAGAACAUUACAGUGCAGUACAGGCCCUUCAGCCCUCGAUGUUGUGCCGACCUGUGGCAGUGUUGGUGUAAAAUAGUUUCUGUUUGCUGUCACACCUAGUGACGUGUUUAAAUAGACUCAGUUGUUAGACCCAAACUGCAUUGAAUUCACUGCCUUACUCAGUCAUGUCAGUUCACAGUCUUUCUUGUCUUUUGCUCUGAAGAUGGAUUGGGAUUGACAAUGACGGCAAAUUAAAGGAACCCAAGUGAGACACAACCGAAGUUACUGUAUAGUUCAGCAUGUUUGGAGGCAGCGUGAGAAUUCAGUGCAGAUGGGAAGAGUUGCUUUUUACUUGACUUUUUUGGCUCCUAGUUUGUAGAGUUUUUUUUCAAACUGAACAUAAAUCAAAUUAAGAACUGAGUGUUACAGACCAGGCCAAACCUCCUCAAACUAUUUUCAGAAGAUAGUCGAGAUCUUAACUUUUUUCUUUUUUAAACAAGUGUAAGGUGUUGCAUUCCAGAUGCAAUUCAAUUGGUCAGACUAUUUGAUGUUAAGUAAAACACACUUUAUUCAUAAACUAUGUUAAAAUACAAGUCCCACCUAUUCUGUUUGUAUUCUGGAAGCAGAAACCCCAGCUUUUAUCUGUAACUGAGAAAGGAAAAAGAAAACAGCUUCCACACACAGCUUCAAAAUCUGAGCAACCGCUGGUAUGGACACAGUAAAACUAAAACAUCCUGGUUCUGUGGGAGAUGGCCCUGAGAGUCUGAUUCUUUGAUACAGGCUAGGCUAGGAUAUGGAGGCUCAUGUCCCACACAUUCAAGCUGCUUCUGUUGUUCCUACUUUGAAAAAAAAAUGAAGCCUCACAGCUAUGGGUUUUCGAUGUUCACCACCGCAGACUUAAAAUUACUCUUCAAAAUAAAACCCAGGACAAAAUACACCGUGUAAAGCCAUAGUAUUGUCACACCUCCCCCCUUAAAAAAAUCAUCAGCAUACAAAGUUGACUUCACUUUUAAAACCAAGUACUACGCUAUUAGUACACAAUACAUUUACAUUAUAUUGGCUGUCAGCAUGCAAACAUUCCCUUCAAAUUUCCACUUCAGUAUGUUUAUUCCUGCCAGUGAACAGGUGGAUAAGGGUAAAGCGGUUGAUGUGGUAUAUAUGGAUUUCAGUAAAGUGUUUGAUAAGGUUCCCCACGGUAGGCAAUUGCAGAAAAUACGGAGGCAUGGGAUUGAGGGUGAUUUAGCGGUUUGGAUCAGAAAUUGGCCAGCUGUAAGAAGACAGAGGGUGGUGGUUGAUGGGAAAUGUUCAUCCUGGAGUUCAGUUACUAGUGGUGUACCACAAGGAUCUGUUUUGGGGCCACUGCUGUUUGUCAUUUUUAUAAGUGACCUGGAUGAGGGCGUAGAAGGAUGGGUUAGUAAAUUUACAGAUGACGCUAAAGUGCAGAAGGAUGUUACAGGUUAUAGGACAUAGAUAAGCUGCAGAGCUGGGCUCAGAGGUGGCAAAUGAAAUGUAAUGCGGAAAAGUGUGAGGUGAUUCUCUUUGGAAGGAGUAACAGAAAUACAGAGUACCGGGCUAAUUGUAAGAUUCUUGGUAGUGUGGAUAAGCAGAGAGAUCUUAGUGUUCAUGUGCGUAGAUCCCUGAAAGUUGCCACCCAGGUUGAUAGGGUUGACCCUUAGGCUUUAUUGGUAAUAGGAUUGAGUUUCGAGGCCAUGAGGUCAUGUUGCAGCUGUACACAACUCUGGUGCGGCCGCACUUGGAGUAUUGCAUACAGGUCUGGUCGCCGCAUUAUAAGAAGGAUGUGGAAGCAUUGGAAAGGGUGCAGAGGAGAUUUACGAGGAUGUUGCCUGGUAUGGAGGGAAAGUCUUAUGACGAAAGGCUGAGGAACUUGAGGCUGAUUUUGUUACAGAGAAGAAAGUUAAGAGGCGGCUUAAUAGAGACAUACAAGAUGAUCAGAGGAUUGGAUCGGGUGGACAGUGAGAGACUUUUUCCUCGGAUGGUGAUGGCUAGCAUGAGGGGACAUAGCUUUAAAUUGGGGUGAUAGAUAAUGGACAGAUGUCAGAGGUAGGUUCUUUACUCAGAGUAAGGGCAUGGAAUGCCCUGCCUGCAACAGUAGUAGACUUGCCAACUUUAAGGGCAUUUAGGUGGUCAUUGGAUAAACAUAUGGAUGAUAAUGGAAUAGUGUAGAUUAGAUGGGCUUCAGAUUGA
This is a messenger RNA of Stegostoma tigrinum, 5423 nucleotides long. Its product is annotated as adhesion G protein-coupled receptor E1-like. Gene Ontology annotation, biological process: adenylate cyclase-activating G protein-coupled receptor signaling pathway; cell surface receptor signaling pathway. The coding region runs from base 144 to 2423 and encodes 759 amino acids. Gene Ontology annotation, molecular function: G protein-coupled receptor activity; calcium ion binding. NCBI's taxonomy places the organism in Eukaryota, Metazoa, Chordata, Chondrichthyes, Orectolobiformes, Stegostomatidae. The transcript has 19 exons. The record is from RefSeq and is a predicted model, not a curated record. Gene Ontology annotation, cellular component: membrane.